CUGCGCGCAACGUGGUUAAGGUUGAAUCUGCCGUUAGUUUGAAUUCACGUAACAACACGUGUUAAUGUGUAACCUCUUAUUGAAUAAUUUUCUUUUGUACGAAUUAUUACUAGCAUAUUGUUUGAACGGUAACAACAAUGCCACGUUUUGCAAAAGAAUCAGAUGAAGAGACGGAUGUAAAAUCUGUAGGCCGCAAGACCCGUGCUCACAUUGAGGCAGCAUUGCUUGAUUCUCCACUUCGUCGUAGCACUCGAAAUAAGUCAAAACAAAAUGAAUCUUCACCAGACUCACCUGUAAACGAUACGAGCAAUAUACAGAUUUCAAAAAUCAAGAAACGAGGAAUAGCUGUCAUGGAUAAUCCUACUACUGCUGAAAAUCGACGAAUGUUACGUUCCAGAAUAAAUUCUAUGUCCUCUGAUAUUAAUGAACUUCCAGAAUCAGAUAUUGGCACACCAACAAGGAAAACUAGAAACAAUGCUUCCAAUGAUAGUAAUAAGGUCAACACUCGAAGAAGUAAAUGUUUUACAAGAGCUGGUUCAGAGACAAAAUCUCCGCCAACAACAAGAGCUAGACGUAAUACUAGAGCUAGUUCUAUAGAACCUGAAGCAAUGACAUCAAGUAAGUUUAUAGACAAACAUCAGAAUGAAUUAAUAAGUACACCUAUUAAGACAAGAAGAAGAGCUUCAGUGUUACCCUCAGAAACAACGGUUUUAGAGGAGAAAGAAUGUAAGAAGAUUGCUGUUGUGACAUUAGAUCGUACUUUAUCUAAUGUCAUUGAAAUUAAAGAAACAGAAGCAGAAACUCUUGAUAAGACACCACAAAAAAACGAAUCAUUGUCAACUUCCAAAAAUAAAUUCAAUGCAAGUCAAAAGAGUAUAGAUGAAAAACAUUUAGAAGAUAAUGUUCAGGGGUCAUACAACAAUUCUCCAGAAAAUCUUUCUUCAAAUAGUUCUAAUAGUGUUAAAGAUGUUGAAAACAAUGUAUCUGCUGAUAACAAGAAAAUAUCAGAUAAUGAUAAAAAUGUACUAGAAAGUAGCGGAACAUCUGUAGAAGUAGAACUGUUAAUGGAUGAUGAUGAUUCUAAAAAGAAAGACACGUCCACAGAAAUAGAUUUAAAACUUGAUGAUUCAAAUAAUUCAAUGGAAAAACAUGAUAGUCACUCUAAUACAGAGAAUCUUACAACAAAUAUUGUUGCUGACAUACAAGAUACAAAAAAUGCAACUUUUAGUAAACAAGAAACUUCGAAAUCUUUAUCUGUGUCAGAUGAAGAAACAGGCAAAUAUUCCUGGAUUGAAACAAAUUUAUCGCCAAAACGUCAUCACUCUAAACAGUUAUUAGAAAUGUCAAAUGAAAAUGUUUCCAUCAAAAAAGUCAAUAAUAAUACUAGUGGUACAGUGCAUUUAUCAGUUAUAAGUUUGAAUGUCUCAACGGAUGAAGGAGAUAAAUCUGAUAAUUUACAAAAACUAAUUGUAAACACAGAAACAGAAUCAAUCAUUGGCAGUCCAUCUAGUGAAAGUUUAAAUAAAACUUCUAUACAAGUAUCUAUAAAUUCAAGUUCAAAUGAUUGUGUUGAAAUUGUGAAACAUACAAAAGAUGUCAAUACAGUAGAUUACAAUACAGUAGAUAAAUCUAUAAAAAUUGGCAAUGAACUAAAUGAAACAUCGGAGGAAAUAUGUAUUAAUGAAGAUAAAGAAAAUGUAGACAUCAAAAUGAAUACUUCAAAUGUAAAGAAAGAUAUGAAUGAAAAUAAAUCUGAAGAAAAUAAUACAAGCCAAUGUGUAAUUAGUGAUCAGUGUGAUACAGAAAAGAAAAAUGAUAAUUUAAAUAUGUCAGAAGAUGUACAUGAAAAACAUGAAAUAAGUUGUACAAAAUUAAUUGCAUUUCCAAAAUCAAGUGAUAUUAAUUCGCCGAAUUCAACAGAUGUGAAAUUAAUUUCAGAUACUCAAUGUUCCAUUGUUUCAAAGCACAAGAAUAUACAUUGUUCGCAAAAAAUUGAAAUAGAUAAUUUACUUUCUAACAACAAUUUGUUGAAAUCCUCAGACACUCAUACGAACCCAAAAGAUUCUGUUUUAAAUAAUAUAAAUGAAGUUGAUGUAAGUAACGUGAUUAAAAGCAGUAACUCUUCCAUUGUUACAGAGACUCCUGCUGAACUUGUUGAAGAAAUAUCUAAAAGAGAAGAACAUUCAAAGAAAGUUUCUGUAGUGGAUGAUUUUACUGAUUCUGCGACAUUGAAGAAACAAUGUGAAAACAAAUUAGAAUUGAGUGAGGAACAUUCGGACAUGAAAAUUGAUAAUAAUGAUUCUGAUACAAAUAUGACAAAUGUAUUUCAAGAUAUUCUAGCUAGUGAAUGGAAAGGAAAGGAUAACAAUACUAAUAAAAAACCUAUACAUUUAAACUCAACUGAAAAUGAAAGCGAAGGUGAAUGUGAUCUUAUUUUAGUCGAUAGAGAAGCAUGGUUAGCUGCGGAAAAUUUGAAAACAAACAAAGAAACAAAUACUUUUGAUUAUGAUUCGGAUGAUACUGUUAUAUCAAAAGCAUUUACAGAUUUCAUGAAAGCACAAAAGAAUGAAGAUAAACUUAUGGAUACAUUAAAAGAAGAAUACAAUUUAAAUGAUAGUCGAGAUAACUCUUCCAGUGCAAAGAAACGAAAAAUCAUGAAAGAAAAUAAAAAUAAAAACGAAGAAGGGAAUACAAUGGAAGAUACGAAAAAUAUUACACAAGAUGUAAAAAUGUCAAUAAAUGUAGAUAAGAAUGUAUCUCUGACAAAAAAUAGUAAUAAAUAUUCUACUUUUAAGAAUAAUAAAUCCAUUCAAAAAUCAUUAGAAGAUGAAAGUUUAUCUGAAGAUAUUCCAAAACAACGAAAAUCUCUUAAUAAGUCAAUACAAGAAACAAACAAACUUGAAAAAUUCAAUGAAGAAAUUGUAGAAAAGAGGAAUUCUUUAAAUAAAUCUAAUUGUGAAAAUGUACUUGCAUCUGCUAAGAAAAAUGAAAAAGAUCAGUUAUUAAAUACUUUAAAGAAAAAAAUAAAACCACAACAGUUAAAUGUAGAAAUCGCAGAAGAAUCUGACAACGAACUGAAAAAAGCUGAAUGUAGGGAGAAGCAAGAUAAUACAGCAAAGAAAAUAUUAAAUCGAUGUUAUUCAACCGUUGCUAAUUUUGGAUCCAAUUCUGAUGAAAGUAGAAAUAUUUCUGAUUUUGAUGAUUUACCAAAUAAAUCAUUGAAAAUACCAAAAUUUUUAUUUCGUGGAAUAAGCGACAAUAGCGACGAUAACAGUGAAUCUAAUAACAGCAUAGAUUCUGAUAUCAAAAUGGAAUAUAAUUUUGAUGGUUUAGAACUUCCUGAUGAUGAUGUGCCAGGAGAUGAAUGUAGAGCAUCAGAAACGGAAUCGUCAGAUUCAAAUGAUAAUGGAUCAGAUCUUGCAGAUUUUGUAGUUGAUGAUGAUGAGGAUGAAGAAGGAAUUGAAAGUGAAGAGAAGGAAGUUGAAAUUGAAAAUGAUCCAGAUAAUGAACAGGAUGUUAAAGAAGAUAAUGAGAAAGAUGAUGAGAAAAAAACAAAAGAAAUAAUUCAGAAAAAACAACAUGAAAAUGAUGAUGAAAAAGAUAAAAGUAAAUUGAUGGAUACUUCUAACACAGAAAAAAAUAAAUCAAGAAAAUCUAAUGAUUUAAGUAUAUCUCAAACUAUUAGAAGUGACCAGAAGAAGAAGAAAAAAAUUAAAAUAGAUACAUCUCAGAUGAAAGAUGGAAGUAAAUUGAUGGAUACUUCUAAUAUAGAAGAAAAUAAAUCAAGAAAAUCUAAUGAUUUAAGUAUAUCUCAAACUAUUGGAAGUGACCAGAAGAAGAAGAAGAAAAUUAAAAUAGAUACAUCUCAGAUAAAAGAUGGAAGUAAAUUGAUGGAUACUUCCAAUACAGAAGAAAAUAAAUCAAGAAAAUCUAAUGAUUUAAGUAUAUCUCAGACUAUUGGAAGUGACCAAAAGAAGAAGAAGAAGAAAGUUAAAAUAGAUACAUCUCAGACAGAGAAAGACGACAAGGAAGAUAAUUAUACUAAUUUGUCUUUUGAAACAGAAAAAAUAAAACAAAAACAAGAUUUUGGAGAACUUGUAAGUGAGAAUGUAGAAAAGUUAUUAAACGAGUCUGAACUAUCCAAAAUAGAAAAGUUUAGAAGAUCAAUAGAAUGUAGUACUCCUAAAAUAAAUAUAUCUAAACAAGAAAUCUGUGAUAUUAAAAAACAGGAUUCUUCUGACAAAGAAAGAAAUAAAAACUUGAUAUUCAAAGAAAAACAAAAUUUAAAAAAAUUAGAUGAUAUAAAAAUCAAUGAAAGUCUGAUUCAUAAAAGUCUACCAUCUGAAUUAAUUGAAUUAACAACAGAAACAAAUCUCUCAAGACCAAUGUCAUCUAAAGUAUUAGAAUUAAACAAAGAAACAUUAGUUUCCAAAAAUAAGACAUCUACAACAAAAUAUUUGAAAAAAGAAAAAUUAAACGAAAGUGCACCAACACUAAAAUUAAAUGCUAAGUCUAAGGAAGUUCAAUUAAUAAUUGCUACUAAUAGUAGCAUACAGAAUGAUCAAAAUAAAACAGAAAACGAAAACAAAGAUAAACAAAAGAUGAAAGCAACAGCAGAUGUAAGUGAUUCAUUAAAAAGAAAAUUGCUUAAAGUAGCAGGAAACAUAUUAGAAAGCGAUCGUCAUAAGAAACAUAAAAAACGAAAGCAACUAACAUUUGAAGAAACUCCUAAUGUUAUUUUAUCUAGAAAUGAUUUUAAAAAAGAUAAUGAUUCAUUAUUAACAAAGACAACUCAACAGUUUGUUCCUAUUCCCAAUAUUGACAAUAAUAAUGAAAUAGAAAAAGAAAAUAAGAAAAAGAAAAAAAAGAAAAAGGAAAAAGAUAAUAUCGAUGUGCAAAUACAAGAAAAAAUAAAUAAGGAAAUUGAAACAAAACCAGAAAGUCGAGAUAAAAAAAUACAUGACGAAGUAAAAAAGAAAAAAAAGAAAGAAAAAGAAAUUGAAAGCGUUUCAGAUUUAAUAAAUGAAAAGAGUAAAAUAAUAAAGAAAGAAAAGAAAAUUUCAAGUUCUUUACCAAAUGAGAAUGUUUUGAUUGAUCAACCGUCUAAGAAGAAACACAGAAAGCAGAAGUUAUUAAUAAAAGAUGAUGUUUUGCAGCAUGGAAAAGUUUCAGUUAAAAAAUUAUCAGAGGAACAGAAAAAACUAUUAGAAAGCAAUUAUAAAAAACAACAAUUGAAAAAUGCAAUAUCUGAGUCUGAUGAAGGACCAGAAACGAUUACAUUCUCUAAAGCUCGAGAUGAUGUGAUGGAAAUGUUAAAACGUACUGCUGAUAGUAUUAAAGCUAACAAAGAAAUGAAAAAGAAGAAACAAAAAGAGCACACAGAAAAAAUGCAGAAACAAAAAGAAAUUAAGAUCAAAGAAUUGAAACCCAAAAAUCAAAUAACAGAAAGUAAAAUGAAAGAACAAGGGAAAGGUGUGAAACGGCUUGCCAAUGAUGUGCUUGAAAAUUUAUCGGAUGUUCCAUUAAAAUCAAUGAAAAAAAGGAGAGUACUAGAAAAAUUUUCGACAGUUAGUUCCAAACCUGUUAUAAAGGUAAAAAAUAUGACUGUAGAAGACGAUUUUCUUACUUUACCAAGUUGUUCUGGAAGUACAACUCAAUUUAGUGUUAUCGAUAUUCAAACAAUUAAAAAAAGCAAGAAAGUUCCAAAAACAAGUUCAUUUCGGGAAAAGAUGCUUGCUAGGAAUUCACGACAGCCUGUUUCUGCUUACUUAAUGUAUUUGAAAAAGCAAGAAACCUUAGAUAAACAAAAGUUUUAUAAUAAACCAUAUUAA
Messenger RNA from Heterotrigona itama, 5831 nucleotides. The record is from the annotation of a GenBank genome assembly. Lineage: Eukaryota; Metazoa; Arthropoda; Insecta; Hymenoptera; Apidae.